Messenger RNA from Nicotiana tabacum (common tobacco), 3452 nucleotides. Lineage: Eukaryota; Viridiplantae; Streptophyta; Magnoliopsida; Solanales; Solanaceae. The record is from RefSeq and is a predicted model, not a curated record.
AAUUCGUUAAGUAAAAUUCGGGAGAAAAAUAUACUUUUUCAUUUUCGCUUAUUCCACGAAAAUUAUUUACUUUUAGGCAUAUGCUUUAACGAUAACAUUCUGAUUCGGCAUACCCAUUCCCCCGUACAGCCAGCACUUUGCACGCCAAUCGCAGCCACAAACCGCCGAGAUAUUUUAGAAACGGAGACGCCGUUUUCCGGGCGGUUAAUUACAGCGUGAUUAGGGUUAGUGGACAAUGGAGUCUUUACAACGGAGAGUAGAAUCAUGGAUCAGAGGCCAAAAAUCAAAGAUCCUAAAAAUCACGUGGCCACAGCAGUGGAAAAUGGUUGUGCGGUGGCCUUGGGCGGAUGCCAGAGAGCAGAGGAAACUGAUUCAGGAAGAGUACGAGAGAAGGAAGAAGCAACUUCAGGAACUCUGUCUUGCUGUUAAGGCUGAAUCUGUUGCUGAUUUGCAGGAUAUCCUUUGUUGCAUGGUGCUCUCUGAAUGUGUAUAUAAGAGACCUGCAGCUGAAAUGGUGCGGGCAGUGAAUAAAUUUAAGGCUGACUUUGGAGGAGAAGUUGUUUCCUUAGAGCGCGUUCAACCUUCUUCAGAUCAUGUUCCACAUAGGUAUCUUUUGGCGGAAGCAGGAGAUACAUUAUUUGCUUCCUUUAUUGGGACCAAGCAAUAUAAGGAUGUCAUGGCUGAUGUGAAUAUAUUUCAAGGUGCCUUAUUCCAUGAGGAUGCUGUUGAAGAUAUUCAUGGACUUGAAUCUAUGGAGUCUGGUCAGGUGGACACUCAAAGGAGCAACAUAGAGAAUCACUCUAAACUUUUGGAAUCUAAAACUAAGCCAACGAAUCUGACUCCAAAACCUGCUGCACAUAGGGGUUUCAUGGCACGUGCUAAAGGCAUACCCGCUCUGGAGCUGUACAGGCUUGCCCAGAAAAAGAAACGCAAACUAGUAUUAUGUGGCCAUUCACUUGGUGGAGCAGUAGCCGUCUUAGCAACUCUUGCGAUUCUGAGAGUUUUUGCUGCUUCAUCGAAAGAGAAUGAAAAAGUUCAGGUGAAGUGUAUCACUUUUUCCCAACCACCAGUCGGAAAUGCUGCAUUGAGAGAAUAUGUGAAUGGAAAAGGUUGGCAGCAUUAUUUCAAAACCUACUGCAUUCCAGAAGAUUUGGUGCCACGCAUCUUAUCUCCUGCUUAUUUUCAUCAUUAUAAUGCACGGUCUCUGCCAAUACCUUCUGAUGGUGGAGCUUCAGUAUCCACGUCAAAAUCUAGUGAAUUAUCGCUACUGAAGCAGAAAACUGAAAAAGCAAAAGAUAAUGAAGGAGAGCUGCUGGUGCUGGGUGUAGGUCCAGUGCAGAAUUCCUUUUGGAGGCUUUCGAGGCUUGUGCCUUUAGAGGGUGUUAGAAAGCAGUUGUAUAGAUACAGAGGAAAGAAAGUUGAACCUCUUGAGACAUCUACUACGGAUUCUGUUUCAAUGCCAUCAGUCAAUGAUAUAACUAAUACUCCUCAGUCUCUUGAAAUUCAAGAAGGUUCUGAUGGCAUUUCUCUCCGACCAUUACCUUCGGAUGAAGACAUUACUGGUGAAGAUAAAAUGGGUAAAUCUGUAGCAGAAAGUAAUACCAAUAACGGGGACAAGAAGGGGUGGCGCCGCAUGCCGUACUUACCCUCGUAUGUACCAUUUGGGCAGCUUUUUCUCCUGGGGAAUUCAUCUGUGGAGUUUCUCUCUGGUGCAGAAUACUCAAAAUUGACAUCGGUCAGAUCUGUACUUGCUGAAGUAAGGGAAAGGUUUCAAUCGCAUUCGAUGAAGUCAUACAGAUCCCGGUUUCAAAGAAUCUAUGAACUUUGCAUGAGCGAUGACACAAUACCUUUCUUGGGGAUUGAACAAAUGCAGCAAUUCCCACAGUUACAGAAAUGGUUAGGCAUUUCCGUUGGUGGGACUGUUGAUCUAGGGCACAUUGUGGAGUCCCCUGUCAUCCGUACUGCCACUUCACUUGUUCCACUCGGAUGGAGUGGUAUUCCUUGUGGGAAGAAUACAGAUCCUUUGAAAGUUGACAUAUCUGGUUUUGGGUUACAUCUGUGUACACUUGUUGAAGCUCGAGUAAAUGGGCGCUGGUGUUCAACCUCCGUGGAGUCUUUUCCUUCACCCCCAGCUCACUCACCAGAUCAUGGAGAACAACCAGAGGUUCAAAAUAUGCGAGUACUAGUUGGAGCUCCAUUGAGACGACCCCCUAAGCACCACAUGGUGGAGGAUAUACCUAUGUUUUCUUCGAUUGAUUCAUCCUACGUUGAUACGAAAUUGAAGCAAAACGUGUCCAAGGUAGAAGAGGGGAAUUUCAUACUCCCAGAUGGUUUAGAUGAUUUCGUCAUAUACUGUACAACUGAUUUUUCUACCGUCUGGAAAGAGGUUAAUCUGAGAACCCGUAGGGUUAGGUUAAUUGGUCUUGAGGGAUCCGGUAAAACCUCUCUUUUAAAGGCAAUUCUGGAUCGAGGCCGAAGUGUUUGCACUGAGAGUACUGAAAAUCUACAUGCAGACAAUGAUGUUCAAGAGGGAAUUGCCUGUGGCUUGUGCUAUUCUGAUUCAGCUGGAGUUAAUCUGCAGAAUCUGAACAUGGAGGCAACACAUUUUAGGGAUGAACUGUGGAAAGGAAUUCGCGAUCUCAGUAAGAAAACCGAUUUGGUUAUACUUGUGCAUAAUCUAUCUCAUAGAAUUCCUCGCUACAACGACUCAAAUGCUUCACAACCACAACCUGCCAUAUCCCUUCUCCUAAAUGAGGCAAAAUCUCUUGGAAUACCUUGGGUACUUGCCAUAACAAACAAGUUUUCUGUCAGUGCACACCAGCAAAAGGCAGCUAUUAAUGCUGCUCUGAAGGCAUAUCAAGCAUCUCCUAGCACAACUGAGGUUAUCAACUCAUGUCCUUAUGUUAUGCCCAGUGCCGCAGGUGCUCCUCAAUCUUGGUAUACAGAAGGGAAAGAUCGCGAGGGAAUGAAUGGUGCCCAAAAGUNAGAGUUUGCCAGAGAUAGGCUUUUUGUGGAAUUGGCUCGAGAGAGAGCAGUUGCUGCAGGUGCAAUUCAAGAUUCUCAGGCAAAGGCUAAUUCUCUGAAUGCUGCCGCUGUUGGUGCCUCACUUGGUGCUGGUUUGGGCCUUGUAUUGGCUGUUGUCAUGGGUGCAGCGUCUGCUUUGAGGAAGCCAUAAAUUCUUUACCUUAGUCGGUGUUGUAUAUACAGGCAUUUUUUCAAUUUUAUGACUGUACAAAAUAUAUAUAUCACACGUUGGUUUAAGUAGAUUCUUUGUGUAUAUUUCUUGGGCCUCUCUAUGGUUGUCUGUCAGCAGAGAAUGAAGAUUUAAAUUUGGAUUAGUGAGACGAUAUCCUUGUAAUUUUGUGGGACUCUGGUUUGCUAGAACUCCGAUAGCCAGUUAUGUACUUAUUUGAUUGUCCAUCAGCGUAAGAAGCCAGAUGCAUUAGCCUCGA